This is a messenger RNA of Lytechinus pictus (painted urchin), 3683 nucleotides long. Its product is annotated as complexin-4-like. Gene Ontology annotation, biological process: regulation of neurotransmitter secretion; synaptic vesicle exocytosis; neurotransmitter transport. Bases 194 to 559 code for a protein of 121 amino acids. Gene Ontology annotation, cellular component: terminal bouton; SNARE complex. The record is from RefSeq and is a predicted model, not a curated record. Gene Ontology annotation, molecular function: syntaxin binding. NCBI's taxonomy places the organism in Eukaryota, Metazoa, Echinodermata, Echinoidea, Temnopleuroida, Toxopneustidae. The transcript has 3 exons.
UACUGAGGCUGAAAUGGCUCGCUUCGCUCGCCCUUUCAGGCUGGUUUGCUGGUUCGCAAACGUUAACCAGCUGCAGAUCCCACUUCACGAGCCAUUCAGAGUCUGCAUAGCAGACUAGUACCGGUAAAAAAAAAAACAGCAGCAGUUGAUCAACAAGGGCAGGCCAAGCCAAACUGCACUGAUUUUGAUCAAGAUGGAUAUGAUGGGGAAGGCUAUGUUUUCUCACCAUGUUGGGAAACUUAAAGAAGACCUUGGUUUAAAAGAAGAUGAGGAGAAGACAAGUAAUCAUGAUCCUCAGAAAGAAGCAGAAGAAGAAGAACAGUUAGCAGAGCAAAGACAACGUCGAAAGGAGGCACAGACCAAAAAGCAGGCAGAGAGGGCAGCAAACCGUAACAAAAUCAGAGAAAAAUAUGGACUUAAGCAGAACAAACAUGACCAGCAAUUAGUAACCCAACAUGGAAAACCCUCGGGAGACUCAGAAACAUCUAGAGACAAUUCUUCUUUGACAAGGAGGACAUCAUCACAGGAUAAGAAAGAUGACAAGUGUGCUAUCAUGUGAUCAAACUCAUAUAAAUCAGGUGAUCACCUUGUCAGGAUUUUGCAUUGAAUGAAUAUUGCAGCUUGAUUGAACCCAAGGUUAUGUACCCUUUUCUGUAUACUUUUCUAGAAAUGAGAAUGGAGCCUCAUUAUUUGUUGCAUCGGGCUGCCUAUCAUGAGAGAGAUAUGAUAACCUACCAUGUAUGCCUCAGUAAUGAAUCUUUCUUCAAGUUUGUUUAAUGUCUUAUGAUUGUACUCAAAAUUGAAAUCAAGAUUUGGUGCUUGGAAUCUCACUGUCCAAGUUGGCGAGUCUUGUUCACAAUUCACAAUACAUCAAAAGUAUUUCAGUGAGUACAGGUAAUUCUUCCAAAUGUUUCUUGUGUACACUCUAUAUUCUUGUGCAUGUGGCAUACUAUGAAAUCUUAUGAAGAUUAAACUGAACUAAAAAGGAAAAAUUCCAAGAAAUAUCAGUUGGAGUUUUAUGCAAUGUUUAGAACUACUGGUACCAUAUUUGAAGUUAAGAAAUAUUGCUAUUCUUUAGUUUAAAAAAAAAAAAAAUUCUACAACAUUGUGGAGAACUGAAAUGGGCAACAUAUAAUUUUAGUGCUGUUAUCGAUAACCUCUUUUUCGCUAAUCUUGUCGAUAAGCGCAUGUUUUUUUGCCACUUAUUGAUAUCGAUAACCUUUCUCACGUUGUCGAUAAAACCUGCUAUUAUGUAGGGACAUGACAGUGAUUUUCCAAGAUUGCAGAAAACAGAUGAAAUUCAUGGAAACGUCCUUUAAAAAGUGGUUUUCAAACGGAAAAUCACAGCAAAAAUAUUUUUCCCUCAAAAUGCACAGAACAGCCACAGAAAUUACUCCAAAUUCUCAACAAAAUACAAAUACUAGUACUUACUAGCCACAAAACAGGAUCUUACUUCGCUAUAAUCAUGACAAUCCAAACAUAAUGACUGAAGUCAAGUAAGCUCAAUUUUAGUGACCAAAAACAAGUACCCAAGGCAGCACACAGCCGUGUGUUGCUGCCCUCUAUGUUCAAAGAUGUGCAGCACGAUAUCAAAUUGGCGGAUAGGCAAAAGUCGUUGACUGCUCAGAACGAUGUCCCAAAAGCCCCAAAAUUAUCGGGAUAAAACUUCAUUCAACCCUAAAAUAAUGCUAAUAACGUGAAAGGUGAGGAUGUAUUUAUGCUUAAUAUGUUUGAUAAAAGAUGUUAUCAUAAUGUAAUUGUUUACAUCCGAGGAACACAGAUUUUAAAGCGUCUUAGCACACUGGCAGAUACAAAUUUUGACCAAUGUGAGUAUAUUGUGACAUUGGUAAUCAAUGCAUAAAAAGUGUGUAUUGAUUACUGAUGUUCUUUUGUCAAUAUCAAGAUAUUUUUAGCAAUAUAUCGACAGAGAAUUUUCGUACUGAUAACAGCACUAUAUGAUAUGGAACCUGUCCUAGACCUGUACACUUUAUAUUUUACUACAGGAUUUAUAGAAAAUGUAUAUACUCAUCUUUGUUAUUUUUUUCAUUUCUGGUUUUGCCAAAACUUUUCUUGGCAUGUUCUUUGUUUUUAUUUAAUUGCUAGUAAUUCUUUAGGUUUAUUAGCCACAAGUAGUCUUCAAGUUUAUCCAUACGAUAUGUCAUGAUUUUAAGGGAGAUGGUAUAGGACUUCUCCCACAGACUGAGUUUAAAGUGUCUAUCAAGUACAGUCUCUGAAUUAUUCUUAAUAUGCCUUCAGAUUGCAGUCUUUCACAAAUCACCAACUGAAAAUAUGUUGUGGUGUUCUAUAUAACUCUGUAUGCCUUUCCAGGAGUGCCUUUUUUAUUGACAAUGAACUGUACAUAGAUAUAGAAAAAGCAGUAUAAUAGUAAAUGAACAUUUGAUUUGGUUCAAGAUAGUCUUCCUUCACUUUCACAAUUAUUGCAUUAUGUUUGAACAUUUUAAAAGAUAUUAACAUUAUAUGUUUCCCUAUGAGUAAAUUGAUCCAUACUUCAGCUUGCAGCUCACAUCAUAGCACCAGUAUUUUUAUUCAUUAUAUUAGUUGUGAAGAUCAUCAUUGUUGUCCAAACUUUAAUGAGAUCUUUUGUGCCAUUCAAACCUAAUAGUACGUCUAUAUGUUAUGAACAUCUCGGGAACCUGAUUGUUAUGCAGACUUUUAUUCAGCAAAGAAUACUUUGUAUUUGAAUUGAGACCAAAAUUUUAUAUAUUGAGCAAUUUGUAGCAUCAAAUUUGAACAGCAGAAAGUUCUAUGCACAGUGUGUUCAUUACAUGGAUAUCUCUAUAUGCAUCCAAAAUCAAUCAUUAUGAUAUACUGUAACUGCAUGUUUGGUAAAGGUUUUUUGGCCCUUGCUCAUCCCAUGAAGGUCAAGGUCACGAUAGUAUUAAUGUUGUAUACUGAUUCUCAAUAGCUGUGAAGUGAUGCAACAUAUGUACAGAAAAAAGUGUUGUAUGCACCCCUCCCUAUAUUGAAAUUGAUAGUAUUAUUAUUAUUAUUUAAUUAUUAUUAUCAUCAUUAACAUUUUAUUUGGCAGAAUAUCAAACAAGUCAAAUACAUUGAUAAAAAAUAAUCGUUACAAUAACACAAUAAUGAUACAGUAACACAAAAAUAAUUAAACACUGGAUUCACUUGGAUGAGCUGCCAGGCAUUGGGCAAAGUUAACCAAAAACUAUAGUCCACGGACCACCCUAACCCAUACCCCAUCCAGGUGAAUCCACUGUAGUAUUUUCAUGUGAAAUAAACAUAGCAGAAAUUUGUAUUCGAAUUUACAUUUAUGAAAACAAAAUGCUAAAUUACUAAGAAGCAAAACAUAAAAUCAUGCAAACAAAUAUCAAUUAAUACACUGCAUUACAAGGUGAUAAAUAGGAUUAAAAGUAUAUACUGACCAAUUAUCUAAAUUAAUUUUGGUUGGCAUUGUCUCGUGAUUCGGUAUGAGAUUGUAUAAUUGUAUAAUUUAUUCAAUUUUAUUAAUUAUAUUGCACUGAAUGUAACAUGUUGAAUACAACCCCCUGAGAUUUAAACUGCAAUGAAUGAAAAUGCUAUUGGAAUACUGACAAAUUAACAUUUUGAAAUAUUGAAACACCAUUGGAUAUAAAUAAUGGCCAGUAGUCGAUAAUAAGGAUAAAUAGAAACAAUUAAAUACAUAAGAAUAAAAAAGAGAUAAUUCU